AUUUAAUUCUUUACCGGUUCAUGCCUUCCGUUUUACGAAGCUUCUUAUUACAUUUUUGAUUUGAAAAAUAAUAUUUAUUAAAAAUUAUUAAAUCAGAAAAAGAUAUAUAAAUAUAAUUAUAGUAAAAAAUAUUACAAACUGAAAUGAAUGAAUUUAAAUUGCCUAAAGCUCCUAAUGGAGUAUCUGUUGCUGCUACAUGCCUUGCAGCGGUCGGCGUAACGGGUUAUGGCGUUUGGAAAUCUAUGUACACAGUGGAAGCUGGUCAUAGAGCAAUUAUAUUCUCACGUUUAGGAGGAAUUCAACAAGAUAUUUUAACUGAAGGUCUUCAUUUUCGUAUUCCAUGGUUUCAUUGGCCAAUUAUUUAUGAUAUUAGAAGUAGGCCUAGAAAAUUAUCUUCACCUACAGGAUCCAAAGAUUUACAAAUGGUCAAUAUUUCUCUUCGUGUGCUUUCUCGUCCUGAUGCACAAAGUUUACCUACAAUGUAUCGUCAGUUAGGUCUUGAUUAUGAUGAAAAGGUUUUACCAAGUAUUUGUAAUGAAGUAUUAAAAUCAGUUGUUGCAAAGUUUAAUGCAUCUCAACUAAUUACACAAAGGCAGCAGGUGUCAAAUUUAGUAAGAAAAGAAUUAACUGAACGUGCUAGAGAUUUCAACAUUGUUUUAGAUGAUGUAUCAAUAACUGAAUUAAGUUUUGGUAAAGAAUAUACUGCUGCUGUAGAAUCCAAACAAGUUGCUCAACAAGAGGCACAAAGAGCAGCAUUCUUUGUAGAAAAAGCAAAACAAGAAAAACAACAAAAAAUUGUUCAAGCAGAGGGUGAAGCAGAAGCUGCUAAAAUGCUUGGCUUAGCUCUUAGUCAAAAUCCAGGUUACUUAAAAUUACGAAAAAUUCGUGCAGCACAAAAUAUUUCUCGUACGAUUGCAAACUCUCCAAACCGUUUAUAUCUUAGCGGGAAUGGUUUGAUGUUAAAUAUUCAAGAUCCAUCAUUUGAUGAUUCCUCAGAUAAACUAAAAACUCCUGUUUUUUCAGGUGAUAAAAGGAUGAUGAGCUGGGAAAACUGGAAUGAUACAAUGCAAAGCGCGGUGAAACAUUUAACGUCUGAGCAACAAACAACAGUGAAAAUCAAUGAAAAACCCUUAAUUAAAUCUUCUGUACCCUCUUCAGAAGAACAAAUAUCUAUUCUAUUGGAUUCUGCAGAUGAUGGAGCAAAGAUGAUUGUUUCUUGAACUCAAAUUUAAAUUUAAUUUUAUAUUUCGGAAGAGAUUUUGCGAUGCGAGCUCAUCUCCUAUCUAUAUCUAAUAUAUUCCUUACCCUUAAAUCUUAUUACUGUCAUCAAUAGAUAAAAUUUUUUUUAUGUUAUAUUAAGGGA
Apis laboriosa (Himalayan honeybee) is the source of this 1363-nucleotide messenger RNA. It is a transcript of the gene Phb2, whose product is annotated as prohibitin-2. Bases 144 to 1220 code for a protein of 358 amino acids. Lineage: Eukaryota; Metazoa; Arthropoda; Insecta; Hymenoptera; Apidae. The record is from RefSeq and is a predicted model, not a curated record. The transcript has 6 exons. Gene Ontology annotation, cellular component: membrane; mitochondrion. Gene Ontology annotation, biological process: mitochondrion organization.